CAAUUUUUUUAAAAGAAAAAUUCAUAAUUCCAAUUUUACUUUGUACACUGUACAGCAAACGUAAAAAUCCACAAAAUAAUAAUCCUAAAAUAUUGUCUUCAUUCGGAGGUUAUUAAAUACCAAUCUGCCCUUUUUGUCAAAAUUUGUUGAUGUUAAAUUUUGACCACCCCCGCCCUUUCCAUUAAUUUACUUAAUUAAACUGAUGUUUGAGGUAAUAAAAAUAUUUAAAAUUAAUAAGUGUAAUUACUAUUUUUCAAAGAAAAUGGAAAAAUGUGCUCGAGAAAAGCAGAAGAAAUUAGCGGAUUAACAAGUACCCAGAUUAGCGGAAUAUUUUGACUCAAAUAAACGGAAAGCCUUAACCCCCUGAAAUCUGAAAACUAUAUUGUUACAAACGAAAAUCGGAAGCACAUAAACACAAUUUUUAUUCAGAGUUACAAAUAGACUAAUAGUUAAACAAAUUUCAGCAAAUAAUUGAUUUGGUUAAACUGUUAUAAAUAGUAUGUAGUGAAGCGCUGUGAUUAAGAGAAUAAAACUGUGAUAUAAUAAAACUGUGACGUUAGAGCAACUGUGAUUCAAGCCGUGGCAUUUAGAAACAAUAGCAUUAAAAAUCAAAAUGAUGAAAUAUCUUAACAAAAUGUCACCAUUUCUACUGCAUUUGAUGGUUAUAUAUUCAGUUUUUGAUAUUUACUUCAAGUCUCCGAUUCUACAAAUCAAGGAACCCAGUUCUCCACAGCACCAAGCGGCUGCGCGAAGACUUGUAGUAUUUGUUGCUGAUGGUUUACGUGCUCAGAGCUUUUACAAAGCGCGCGCAGCACCCUUUCUUCAUCAGACAAGAUUGUUGUCGCUAAGAAACAAGAUUCUGACGAUGAACAGAUAGACAAGGUAUAACCCACGAAUCAAA
Eurytemora carolleeae is the source of this 901-nucleotide messenger RNA. RefSeq names its product GPI ethanolamine phosphate transferase 1. Lineage: Eukaryota; Metazoa; Arthropoda; Copepoda; Calanoida; Temoridae. Gene Ontology annotation, molecular function: mannose-ethanolamine phosphotransferase activity. Bases 614 to 877 code for a protein of 87 amino acids. The record is from RefSeq and is a predicted model, not a curated record. The transcript is spliced from 4 exons. Gene Ontology annotation, biological process: GPI anchor biosynthetic process. Gene Ontology annotation, cellular component: endoplasmic reticulum membrane.